AGCCCUCUGCUCUGUUCUCCCUCCCCGCUCCACUGACAUCUCUGUCUCUUUGUGUAUCUCUGACCGUCUCUGUGGACAUUGCUGUCUUUCUCCAUGCUCUUGGUGUCCACCUUCUCAACCUGAGAGGCGCCAGAGUGAAUUUGGAAGCCCUGGAGACCAGCACCCUUUCUACUAACCCCUUGGACUGGGCCAUCAGAUGUGGGGUUUUUCUCUUCACCUCUCUGAGCCUCAGCGUUCGUCUGUGAAAUGGGCUUGCAGAGAAGUCAAAGCCUUGGGCAGCCAUGUCCUACCCCGUGACCAGUCAGCCCCAGUGUGCCAGCAGCUGCUACCAGACCCAGCUCAGUGACUGGCACACCGGACUCACGGACUGCUGCAACGACAUGCCCGUCUGUCUGUGCGGCACUUUCGCCCCUCUGUGCCUCGCCUGCCGCAUCUCCGACGACUUCGGGGAGUGCUGCUGCGCGCCCUACCUGCCCGGAGGCCUGCACUCCCUGCGCACCGGCAUGCGCGAGCGCUACCGCAUCCAGGGUUCUGUCGGGCACGACUGGGCGGCCCUCACCUUUUGCUUGCCCUGCGCCCUCUGUCAGAUGGCGCGGGAAUUGAAGAUCCGGGAGUAAGGAAGCCCCCGCCCCAUCCCUCCUCCUAGUCCACCUGUCACGCUCGGCCGCCUCUGCCCCUUCCUGGGAGGGCGCGCCCCUCCGCCCCAGCCCGCUACCAGAAACACACCCACAAUAAAACCCUGAAAACCAA
This is a messenger RNA of Suricata suricatta (meerkat), 750 nucleotides long. RefSeq names its product cornifelin (gene CNFN). Gene Ontology annotation, cellular component: cornified envelope. The transcript has 4 exons. The record is from RefSeq and is a predicted model, not a curated record. Bases 282 to 617 code for a protein of 111 amino acids. Lineage: Eukaryota; Metazoa; Chordata; Mammalia; Carnivora; Herpestidae.